Molecule: messenger RNA, 1903 nt
Organism: Xiphophorus hellerii (green swordtail)
Lineage: Eukaryota; Metazoa; Chordata; Actinopteri; Cyprinodontiformes; Poeciliidae
Gene: rad52
Product: RAD52 homolog, DNA repair protein
Exons: 12
Coding region: 121-1401 (426 amino acids)
Biological process (GO): double-strand break repair via homologous recombination; double-strand break repair via single-strand annealing; DNA recombinase assembly
Cellular component (GO): nucleus
Source: RefSeq, a predicted model, not a curated record
AGUGCGAGCGGGAAGUUCACACGGUGGCUACUUUGAAAGCGUAAGCUGCACAUUUCUUAAAUAUUUCUGUGGAUUUUUAUCAUAAAAAUAGCUUAGAGGAGCUUAAACAGGACUGCAGCGAUGAGCACGGAGGAGAAGAGUGUCCAUGCAUCAUCCAGGGGCUUCGGACAAUGCACCUACACGGCGGAGGAGUACCGGGCCGUGCAGGACGCUCUGCAGCAGCGGCUGGGACCCGAGUUCAUCAGCACCAGAAUGGCUGGAGGAGGACAAAAGGUUUGUUACAUUGAAGGACAUCGCGUCAUCAGCCUGGCCAAUGAGAUGUUUGGAUACAAUGGAUGGUCUCACUCCAUUUCCCAGCAAAAUGUCGACUUUGUAGACCUCAUCAAUGGGAAGUUUUAUGUUGGAGUCAGCGCGUUUGUCAAAGUGCAGCUGAAGGACGGGUCGUUUCAUGAGGAUGUGGGGUACGGAGUCAGCGAGGGUCUGAGGUCUAAAGCUCUGUCUCUGGAAAAGGCGAGGAAGGAAGCUGUGACAGACGGCAUGAAGAGAGCUCUGAAAUGUUUUGGCAACGCUCUCGGAAACUGCAUCCUGGAUAAAGAAUACCUCCUUGCGAUUAACAAGAUUCCCAAACAGCCUCGUCCUGAUCUGGACCCGGCACGGACGAAGCGCUCCGAGGGCCAGCCGUCCAUAGAGAAGGCCCGCUUCUGCAGUCUGGUCAGCGGUCAAAACCCAGUGAGUGCAAUAGAACCUGCCAGGAUGCCACUGGAGCCCAGAGUCUUCAAUCAGAACCAAUCAGAGGACCACUGGUCCAGUUCAGCUGGCUCUGCAGCCGACAUAAAGACAGAAAACGUCCUCUCCAGGUCAGCCGCGGACGCUGCCGACGUCGUCAUAUCCGCCCCAAACACGGACCCCAAACAUCUGAGAAAGCUGCGGCAGCAGCAGCUGCAGCAGAAGUUCAGGAGGGAGAUGGAGGCCAAGAAGCUGCAGCAGAAACUGCAACAAGCAAAGACUGAGGAGGCGGAGGUCGCGAUGGGACGGAGAUCCACGGGAGGUGAGGACGGUGCGUCUGCGUUUAGCGACAACAAAACAUCCGAAAACCAGUCAGGCAGCAGGAACACAUGUGCAGUAUCUGCAGACGACCCAGAGCUCUGGGAUUUCACUUUGGAUGGGAUCGAGGAGCUGGAUGUUCCCGCAGACGCGUCUUCUCCCAGAGGGAGCAGGCCCAGAACGCCCGGGAGUCACCAAAUGCAGACGCGAAGUAAAACCCCGCAGAGAGCGUCGACCAGAAGCCCGAACGCUCACUCCAGGCCGCCACACAACAAUCAGCACCAGGGGAGACCAGGUGAAGCCUUCAGUCCAUACAGACAAGGACAGCAGCUGAAGAAACGCCGGCUGGACACAUGACACUUUACUCUGCGCUUAGAGAAAAAUCUUUGUUUUAUUUAUUUUCAAUAUACUCGUGUUCCUCUUGCACAGCGUUACUGCUACGUUACAAUCUCUGCACCUCAUUGAUCAAAGAAAACCUCUUGUGCACCAUUACGGUCUUAAAAGUGUUUUAAUUAGAAAACUCGGAAUAAAAUGUUUAAAUCUUUUGAGGAAUGAGCAGACCCUGUAAACGGACAAAUGACAGACAUUGUUUGUAUUUGAUAUUUUUAUUUGUUUUUACAUUUUGUACAAUGUUUAAAAAUGUACACAAAACAGACACAGAAUCACAGGAAGUCAGGAGGGAUAGGAUGAGAGAGCCGUGCGCCAGGGGCCUUUAACAGGACGGAGGGGGUUCUGGGAAUUGUGUGAUCGCACACGGAUGUUAACCUUUGUAAGCUUGUGUUGUGCAGUGGUCAAGUUGUGAAAUGGUUGUUUGUUUAUAGGAAUAAACACCCAGUAAAGCUAGCAUGCUGAUAACCUG